This is a messenger RNA of Iphiclides podalirius (scarce swallowtail), 1386 nucleotides long. The record is from the annotation of a GenBank genome assembly. NCBI's taxonomy places the organism in Eukaryota, Metazoa, Arthropoda, Insecta, Lepidoptera, Papilionidae.
AUGAAAUCCAGUAUUGAUGAACUACAACCGAAAUUAGCAAAGCAUAAUGAAAAAGAUUCCGGAGAAAGUAGCUUCGGUACCAUCAAAGAAUUGUCGCCGGCUCAAAUUAAAAAGGAAUCAGUCGGCCUUUCAGAAACAUCGCCACCAUUGGAGAGGGCCGAUUAUAAAGUUACAAUCGAAACGCCCGCCGUAAAAAGUGAUGUUUCUGAAGAGGACGUCUCACCGCCCUUGGCCCAGGAGACGAGUGUUUCCCGUGACAUCACGUACAGCAGCAUUACGACGCCCAUUUCGUUUGCGUCGCCGGGCACUAUAAGGUUGUACUCGCCGGCGAUAUGCCGCUCGGCCAGCGAAACGUUCAACAGAUCGAGCUCGCGGAGCACCGAUUCGCCCUCGCGCAGCAUGGAGUUGUCCAUGUCGAUCAAUCUGAGCUCCGGCUCGAUGUCGCCCGUCAGCCCGGCGCCCAUGCGGGACAUGAACGUCAAAGUGCAGGAGAUCAAACGGGAGAGGGAGGAGCAGACUGAGGUGGUCAGGAGGCUGGUGUUGGAGAGGCUCGGAGGCGGGCACCGGCCUGAGAGGAAGUCGACCCGCAGGGCUAGGCUUUCGCCGGCCGCCAAUAUCCCACCACCGAUCCCCCCACCCCCCGUUUUGCCAGCGCCACCACCACCACCGCCGCCGCCGCCGCCCCCGCCCACCUAUUCCUCGCCGCCCCCGAGACCAACUCUUCCCCAAAUUUCCCUGCCUGUCACACCAUCGUUUUCUGAUCCGGAGCUAGCUAGAGACAGGAGGGGGAAAGGUAUCAUGAAGAGCAUAUCCAAUUAUUUGAACAGGCGUCUUGGACCUCGUCACAAGUGGGUCUCGGAGCCGGACCUGACGACGCACCAAGAAAAUCAACAUUCGACACGUAACGCCGCUCACAAGUCAACGGGGGCGCUCCAAGAGGCACCGCCCGUACCCCCGCCCCCCGCUUGCUACUCUCCGCCAGCAGAAACGCACUCCUCUUGCAGAAGGUUACCAGGCGCCGUGGACGUUGACGAGCGCGACGCGAUGCAGCUGUGGUUCGAGGCGCGGUGGGCUCGGCUGGUGGCUCAGAGGCGAGCCCGCGAGUCGUGCCGCCACGAGCCAGCCCGCCCCGAGCCAGCCCGAACGGAGCCAGCCCGCCAGCCGCGAGGCCGCGAGCCAGUCCGCCACCAGUCGCUGCGCUUCGACGCCCAAGCCGAGCCGAGCGCCAGGAGGCUUGCGCGGCUCGAGCGCCGCCUGAGCAGGCCGCUCUCUGCGGAGCAGCAGGCGGCCACAGUAGCCGAGCUCGUACAGGUGUCAGCGCAGCGCGAGGCACACCAAGCCCUGAUGGCGGCAGACAGGAGGCGAAGCGCGUCCGGUGGAGGCGUC